Dufourea novaeangliae is the source of this 3483-nucleotide messenger RNA. RefSeq names its product probable G-protein coupled receptor Mth-like 1 (gene mthl1). The transcript has 7 exons. NCBI's taxonomy places the organism in Eukaryota, Metazoa, Arthropoda, Insecta, Hymenoptera, Halictidae. Gene Ontology annotation, molecular function: G protein-coupled receptor activity. The coding region runs from base 88 to 1848 and encodes 586 amino acids. Gene Ontology annotation, cellular component: membrane. The record is from RefSeq and is a predicted model, not a curated record. Gene Ontology annotation, biological process: G protein-coupled receptor signaling pathway; cell surface receptor signaling pathway.
GUUAAUCGAGCCUUCACGCGCGCGUGGGAACGUUACCGGUUGUGCCGUGCGUGUUUUGACCUCCGUUUGAAACUGGUUCUCGCGACGAUGGCGAUCCGUGCGAUCCUUCUCGCGAGCCUCGCGAUCGUAGUCGUUCUGUCGGAACCGAUCGACUUCGCGCAGCCCCGCGUGACGGUGCUGAAGUGUUGCCGCGACAUGGAGGAGCUGGUCCGUGAAUCGGACGGCGAGCCGGAAACGUCGACCCGCUGCGAAGCCACUAAGAACCAGUGGAAACCGUUCAUCUACUCGCCGUCCCAGCAAAUGUUGCUGAACGCGCCACCGGCCGAAUGGGACAUCGUUCAGGGAAAGAAGCCGGAAUGUGGGGACAACUCGGAGCUGACCUACGUGCCCUACAGAAAGACCAAUCCGUUCGUGUUGCUCGACGACGGUCUGGCGAUGCUCGACGUACAUGCACGGGACAGAUUCGAACCGGGCGAUUAUUGUGCGGACUCGAACGCUCUGCUGAUCUGCGUGCCGAAGAGAAUGGAGGGAAACCACGCUGCCGCGACCAUGAGGCCACGAGUUCGGCAGUGCUGCGGCCAUAACGCUGUUUUCCACGACGAAAAGCACACAUGCGCGAUCCUGAAGGAGGCCGUGGACGACACGCCGUUGCUACCAAACGCAUCCUCCGCCGUCGAGAUCGUGCCCGGUUUUCCGAGCUGUCCACGUUUCGAUAAUUUCUCGAUCGUCGGUGACACUAAGGACGCGAUAUUGUUACCAGACGGCGGCAUGGAAAUCGGCGGUGUCACUUUACCAGCUGGCCAGUUCUGCGUCGAGAGGAUCAAGGAGCUAAAGGUGUCAAAGGUGUUCGCCUGCGCCGAACACGAUUCCCAAAGACCAAAGAUGCAGGCCGCCGACAUCCGGUUCACCUUGUACCCGGUGGGCUUCAUCAUUAGCGCGGUGUUCCUCGCGGCCACGUUGGCCGCUGGUUGGCUGUUGCCGGCUUCUCAUCACGUUCUGCACUGGCGGUGCCAGACCCAUCAUGUCGCCUGCCUGAUGCUAGGCGAUAUUCUCAUGGCAAUCAUUCAGCUGGCCGGUGUUUCCCUGCACGGCGGAAGCUGCAAGGUGCUCGCAAUCAUGGCGCACUUCUUCUUCCUGGCCGCGUUCUUCUGGCUGAACACGAUGUGCUUCAAUAUCUGGUGGACGUUCAGGGACCUGAGACCAGCCAGCUUGGAGAAGGGCCAAGAGACCCUCAGACUGCGAGUUUACGCCGGCUACGCUUGGGGUGGGCCUCUGUUGGUCGCCGGCGUGGCCGCUCUUCUGGAUCAUCUUCCGUCUCAACCUCAGUACACGUUCCUACGGCCACGAUUCGGCGAGAAGCACUGUUGGUUCUACGGUGACGUGGAGAUACUGGCGUACUUCUACGGACCGAUCGGCGUUCUACUCGCGGUGAAUCUUCUCUUCUUCGCGGCGACCGCCCGCGAGCUGACGUGCGGCCUGUGGAAAGGUGAAUUCGUGAAGAGCACCACGGAAAGAGCCGCCUUGGGCCGUGUCUGCAUGAAGCUGGUGGUCGUGAUGGGCGUGACCUGGGUCGCGGACGUUGUCUCGUGGGUAGUCGGUGGUCCGCAGUACAUCUGGUACUUCACGGACCUGAUAAACGCUUUUCAGGGUGUGCUGAUCUUCGUGGUGGUUGGCUGCCAACCGCAAGUUCGAGCCGCGCUGAAGAGACUCUGCAACAGGAACCCUAGGACCAACGCCGGAAGGCAGGGAAACGGACUGAGCACAACCAGCCACGGUAUGCCCAGCAUGGGCGACAGCGUCACCCAGAAUCCAAGCACGAAGACCGCCCCGUUGGAAACCAUCUGCUAAGAGGAUCAUCCAAUAUUCCUAGCGCGAUUCCAGCUGGACAGAGCUUUCUGAUCGCGCGCGAGAAAGUUCUUUAUUUCUCUUCCGUGGAACGACUCUGUUCUCCAGCAUCGAUCGACAAAGAUCAACGGAAUCCAGAACGUCACAGAUCCACGAAGAAAAAAUCUGUUCGAAAGGGAUCAUCGAUCUACCGAUCCCACAAUAUGAUGGGGCAUUCUUCGAGCCAGACAAGUCUUCUUCGGUCCCGUUUAAUUCGGCGAUCGGAAGUACACAGUAUACGAUAUAAACAUUGUUACCGUAACAGCGUAGAGAACACGUAGACGUGUUAGGAUCGCGACGACAUGUCGAGGGAACAGUAUUUCUCGGUUUCUAAAGACUGUCGUUCGUGCCCCUCGCGAGCAAAAACAAAUACACACGAUUUUACCAGUUCGAUCCUCAACGGGGAGACUGCGCGAUCGUUCCAGCCCGAGUAGAAUGGCGCUAAGAAGGUCGACGGCCUCGAGACCGUGAACUUGAACGUAUUUCAAGGCCGCGGAGUCUCCAGCGUACCGGAUUACUCCUACCGCGACGCGACUAACGACAGGCAUCACCGCCACUCCGAUCAGUCCCCGAUGUAGGCCUCCAAUCCGUUGAAUGUUCCCUUCUUUCGUCGCCGGGGUCGUCGACCUUGAAGUCCACGCGAAGAAUGUGUUGUCGCGCGGCGAGAGACUCGCAGACGGCCGGCAUCCUCUCCUCGUCCCCGUGGACCAACAGCCGCGAGGAAGACGACUCGACGGUGGAACAGAACCCGCUUCGAGGCCCUGUCACUUUGAAUAGUUCAUUGUCUCGGUAGACACACAAUGGCGACCGGAGAAAACAACGCGAAGCGACAAAUAUUCAUAGAGACAACCCGGUCUCUUCCCUACCCUCCGUCGUGGUUGCGACUUCUCUCCAGGGAAGAGGAGUCCUUCUCCAUUCGAAACCAUGUGUAAUUCGCGUUACUAUCCCAAGACAGACGACUGGUGCGUUGUAAAAUACUCCUGGAUCAUUGGCCGUCGAUGAUCCCAUCCCAAUUGCAUUUGUUUUUUUGUUUUUCUUUUUUUUCUUUCACCGAAACGGUAUUAACCCGAAUGAGCACGCGUCGCAACCGGCCCGAGUCGAUCGGUUUUAUUUAUAAACGAGAGAAGCUAACGAGAACGACGCGUGCCCCGAUACCACCACGAGACGCCACUUUGUUCGAAUGUUAUUAAUAAACGGCGCCAGGCGAGGUCGUGCCUGAUUGAACUGGGCGAAGAGGGUGGGGGGUCUGUACACUUUUUCUUUUCUCCCGAGGCGUCGGUAUAACGAUGAUCGACGAUAUCAACGUCGAGCAACGAUCCCGAGUACCGAUCUCGUCUUUUUUCCUCUUCUGUUUUUACCCAACGACUCGGCCCCAUCCGUGCCGCCGUGGCUCGUUUAACGCUAGAACGAUUUCGAGGAUAUAAUCGGCUUUUAGCGACCCGUGGGAGGGGAUCCAUUAAAUUCUUCUUGGGGGCAGGAGAAAAUAGAACGACCUUGACCCACGUUUACGAUGAAACGAGGAUGGGUAAUUCCCGCGGUUUCUUCUUUUGCUCCCACCACCACCCUCCCCCAUUCCCCUCUCGAUUUCAUUAUUCAUCG